UUUCGCUUCUCCUCUUCUGCUUUCCUCCUCCUUUUCUCCUCUUCUCACCUCCACUUUUCUUCUACCCUUAUCUUACUCGGUAUAUUUGUUGUGUACGGCUUCUUCCUCUUUUGCUCCCAAAAGAGUCGAAGGUCUCCUCCCCCUAUCUCUUCCCCACAGAUCACAAUGUGUCUGUGCACGCCGCCCUUGCCUCUCGCCGCAGCACAAGGUUUCGCAGCUCGUGCGCCCACGUGGUGGUCUCGUUGGGCGGAGAUGCUAGUUUCAUCGCCUUCACCUUCCGCCGCCUUGCGUCCAUCUCCCGCCUCUCCUCAUACACACCAUCCUCCUCCUCAUCCUCCUCAUCCUCCUCCAUCUGCUCCUCAUUCUUCGCAUUCCCAACCUUCCAUCCCUUUCUCCUCCUCUGCGUAUGAGCCCUCCGGGCCUGUUCCUGCCGCCUCGUCCAGUCAUCGUUUCGAUCUCCAUUCUUCCCGCGCCGCCAUCGAAGAGCUGCGCUCGGCUCUAAAGCGGCACACCGUUGGUCAUUUCCCUUCGGGGCCCUCAGGGGAUCUGCCUCGCGGUCGGAUGUCCGCCGGGCUGACCUCCUCUGGGGGCGGAAGUAGCAUCACGUCUGACGCCGCCAUUCCCGCCUCCCACCAUCACAGUCACCCUCACCCUCACCCUCACCCUACUGCUCCUUCGCAAACGUCAGUUCCAGCCGCCGCCGCCGCCGCCUCUUCCGCCCCUGCCCCCGUCUCCCAAUCAACCGCUACGCCUCCCAUGCCGGCUCCUAGCAGCGUUGGUUCAGGGUCCAAUAAGCGUAAUAGCCCCAAUGGCCCGACCAACGAUGGGACGCGGCCCGGUGCGAUGGGGCAUGCAGACCUGGAGGGCUCUCAGAGUAAACGGUUGCGCCCGGAGAAGCCCUCUGUGAAGCUGCUCCCGGCCCAGUACGAGCUGGCCGAUGCUCGAGAUAUAGUGGUGUUGAUCUCCAGCAUGCUGAUGGAACUGAUCCGAUUCAACGAUAAGAUCCCCCUUCAUCAAGGUCGGCUGACCCGCUUUCACUCUCGCACACCACCCCGCAUCUCCGUUCAUGACUACCUGCAACGACUCACGACCCACGCCACGCUCUCGCCCCCGAUCCUGCUCAGCAUGGUAUACUAUAUCGAUCGGCUCUGUGCCAUGUAUCCCGCCUUCACGGUUUCCAGUCUGACAAUCCAUCGAUUCUUGAUUACCAGCGCUACAGUGGCUAGCAAGGGGUUGAGCGACAGUUUCUGGACCAACAAGACUUACGCACGAGUGGGAGGUAUCAGCAUGACCGAGUUGGCAUUGCUAGAGUUGGAAUUUCUCUUCCGCGUCGAAUGGCGCAUUGUUCCCGAGCCGGAAGUGCUCGUGGACUAUUACCAGAGCCUGAUAGAGCGCUGCGAUGGGUAUGCAAUUCAACGAGAUAGUUGA
Aspergillus uvarum CBS 121591 is the source of this 1428-nucleotide messenger RNA. It is a transcript of the gene phoB, whose product is annotated as regulatory cyclin phoB. Gene Ontology annotation, cellular component: nucleus; cyclin-dependent protein kinase holoenzyme complex. The coding region runs from base 166 to 1428 and encodes 420 amino acids. Gene Ontology annotation, molecular function: cyclin-dependent protein serine/threonine kinase regulator activity; protein kinase binding. Gene Ontology annotation, biological process: regulation of cyclin-dependent protein serine/threonine kinase activity. The record is from RefSeq and is a predicted model, not a curated record. NCBI's taxonomy places the organism in Eukaryota, Fungi, Ascomycota, Eurotiomycetes, Eurotiales, Aspergillaceae. The transcript has 3 exons.